AUGCCCGCAGUCUCUGGUCAUCUCCUGUAUUAUGCCCGCAGUCUCUGGUCAUCUCCUGUAGUAUGUCCGCAGUCUCUGCGGACACUGUACAGGAGAUGACCAGAGACUGCGGGGACACAGUACAGGGGAUGACCAGAGACUGCAGUACAGGGGACACAGUACAGGGGAUGACCAGAGACUGCGGGCACAGUACAGGAGAGGACCAGAGACUGCGGGCACAGUACAGGAGAGGACCAGAGACUGCGGGCACAGUACAGGAGAGGACCAGAGACUGCGGGCACAGUACAGGAGAGGACCAGAGACUGCGGGCACAGUACAGGAGAGGACCAGAGACUGCGGGCACAGUACAGGAGAGGACCAGAGACUGCGGGCACAGUACAGGAGAGGACCAGAGACUGCGGGCACAGUACAGGAGAGGACCAGAGACUGCGGGCACAGUACAGGAGAGGACCAGAGAUGACCAGAGACUGCGGGCAUACUACAGGAGAUGAUCACCAGAGACUGCGGACAUAGUACAGGAGAUGACCAGAGACUGCAGACAUAGUACAGGAGAUGGUUAGAGACUGUGGAUAUAGUACAGGAGAUGGUUAGAGACUGCGGACAUAGUACAGGAGAUGACCAGAGACUGCAGACA
Staurois parvus is the source of this 634-nucleotide messenger RNA. The record is from the annotation of a GenBank genome assembly. Lineage: Eukaryota; Metazoa; Chordata; Amphibia; Anura; Ranidae.